Molecule: messenger RNA, 2638 nt
Organism: Ruditapes philippinarum (Manila clam)
Lineage: Eukaryota; Metazoa; Mollusca; Bivalvia; Venerida; Veneridae
Product: T-box protein 2-like
Exons: 8
Coding region: 126-1808 (560 amino acids)
Biological process (GO): positive regulation of DNA-templated transcription; cell fate specification; regulation of transcription by RNA polymerase II
Cellular component (GO): nucleus
Molecular function (GO): RNA polymerase II cis-regulatory region sequence-specific DNA binding; DNA-binding transcription factor activity, RNA polymerase II-specific
Source: RefSeq, a predicted model, not a curated record
GGAGUCAACAGCUAUGUUCAAAUAGAAGAUUUGUUUUUGUGAUUUAACACAAUUUCUGUGAGAUAUACACCUAAAACUUGGAAUAAUUCGACAUCGUGGAAAUAUCAACAAUUUAGCUGUUAAAGAUGCUGCUAUUACAGGGCAAUAACUACAGUGGUAGUGGAACGGGAGGUAACCCAAAUACAUACGGCACGAGCUCUAGUCACUCAAGUAGUCACAUGUACGAAGAGGACCUUAUUUCUCGCGGGGCACGCGGCUUUCCGUUAGGACACGGUAUGUUGCCCGCCCCACAGGCUUACUCCUUUGGAUUCCCCGUCCAUCCAGCGCACGAUCCCAUGGGACUUUCAUCAUUCGGCCAAUCACAACAGUUCGGCGGUUAUCCAUCAUUUUCGAGUCAUUCGGACCACAAGCGGAUGUUAGGUGGAUCCCAGGGCGAGGCAAUGGACAAGAAUCUAAAAAUAACAUUGGAAAACCGUGACCUCUGGACAAAAUUCAGCUCUCUUGGCACAGAAAUGAUCAUAACAAAAACAGGGCGACGAAUGUUUCCCACCCUCAAAGUCGGUCUCGAGGGUCUAGACCCACACUCCAAAUACAUUCUUCUCGUGGACAUAGUGCCCCUAGAUGACUGCAGAUACAAGUACCAUAACUCUGAGUGGGUUGUCACUGGCAAAGCCGAGCCUCACAUGCCCGGACGACUUUACAUACACCCGGACAGCCCAGCUUCCGGUUCGCACUGGCUCAAACAACCUGUCACUUUUCACAAAUUGAAGUUGACCAAUAACAACCUUGAUCAGAAUGGACAUAUUAUUUUGAAUUCCAUGCACAAGUAUCAACCCCGGGUACAUAUAGUUCAGGCUAAUGAUAUAUUCAGUAUGAGAUGGACAUCUUUCAACACGUACGCGUUCGAAGAAACCACAUUCAUUGCUGUUACAGCUUAUCAAAAUGAACAGAUUACACAACUUAAAAUUGACCACAACCCCUUUGCUAAAGGAUUUCGGGACAAUGGAAUGGGUCGCAGGUGCGUGUUAGACCAUAGGCUUACAUUAAAGAGACCAUCUGACGAAAAUCUAAUAGACUACGAAAAAGAAGACGGACAUUAUAGUAAGAAACAGAAGCACGAUGACGACAGUCUAGAUUUAAAACAAUCCCAUAAAAGCGAAAUAAAAGACGAAGCAGACACCAUGAACAAAUCAGACCGCUCAACAGACGACUUACCGGAAGCGGAAAUGAGCCAGUGCUCUGCAAACAAAUCAGGGUCGUCGGGAGGUAUGCACCUCCCAUUGGUAAAGGCUAAAUCACCACCGUUACCGCCGCCACAGAAUGGAAAUCCGGGCGUGUGCAACUACAACGGUUCUAUGUCAAGUAGCUCAUUAGCAAAAAGCUACGGUACCUCGUGUAUGGGUGGAAUAAGUGGCGUAAACAACGAGCAGUCGUACUAUACUCAUCACUCCCCUGUUGAUCGGUCAAAUAAUUCCUCGUUUUUACCAGUUACCACAUCCCCAAACCUUUUACAACCACAGUCGGCAGUUUCAUCUAGUCUAAGUCUUCACUCACUGUCGACCAUGAAUCAAAUGCAACAAUGCAGGUUACCAGGAACGACGUUAGCCAACACAGACUGUGCUCUAAGACAAACAUCGCAUUUGUCUUCUACCUCUAAUUACGGACUUCGCACUUCACCAACCCCUCAACACCCUUCUUUACCCUCUUGCACUUAUAUGCAGACGACACAAGGCUCUGGAUAUUCGUCACAUCUUACACCGCCAAAUGUGCACAUGAUGAACAUGAACUUCCCUGGACCAAUGGCGUAAAACAGGGUGUUAUUUUUUGUCGUAUAUCGUUAAUGUGUUUUCUUUAAAAAGUGAAUUAUUAAAAUAUGUAGUUCAGGUCAAUGCAGAAUGGUGGAUUCUACGGAGAACUAAACAAUUAUUGAAUUGUACACAAAUUGAAUCUCAUGUAAUUAUAAAUAUUGCACCAUUACAGUGGCAUUCAAAUUGGAUAAGGAACUCAUUUUGUGACGAUGAUUUAUGAUGAAGUGCUCUCUUUACGUAUAAAAGUGCAAAAUAUGUGGAUUUUGAACGAACAAAUCGUGUACAUAAGUGUUUAAUUUGUUACUUUUUGUAAAUCGUUAGAUAUUUAGUCAUAGAGUGUACAAAAUUUUCAAAUACAUUUAUAUGACUAAUUAUUUUGUUGACCCAAAUCACACUUACAUUAUGUGUACAGAACUCUUUUAAACUUGUAAAAAUAUGUUCUACGUCAUAAAAUGUGUUCAUGGAUAUAUAUUAUGUGGAAAUCUCAAUUAAAAUCGCAACAUGUAUUACAUUUGAAGGUCAGUUCGUUUUAAAAAGAGGUUUAUGGUUGAACUGGAACUAGACAACUGUUCUUAAAAAGUCUAUCCUGAAAAUGUGGAAAAAGGAAGCUUAUAUUAUGUAUAAAAAUUCAAUAAUAUUUCACAGUUAAUUUGAUAACAUUCCACGGUCAAAUUCUCAGCAAUUUCGUGUAUAUUUCUUUCAUUAUUAUUUUUUAUGUUUAAAGUUUUUCUUUUCUGAUUAUCAUUCCAUUGUUUUGUGUACAUGAACAUUGUUUUGUACAGUUUUAUUUAUAGUGACUCGAGAAUGAGUUUACGAAAUAUAUAUAAAAU